AUGUCACUGACAUCGCAACCCGCGCUCCUCAAACCCGCUUACCAGCAACCCACGCUCCUCAAACCUGCUUACCAGCAACCCACGCUCCUCAAACCCGCCCCUUACCAGCAACCCGCGCUCCUCAAACCCGCUUACCAGCAACCCGCGCUCCUCAAACCUGCUUACCAGCAACCCGCGCUCCUCAAACCCGCCCCUUACCAGCAACCCGCGCUCCUCAAACCCGCUUACCAGCAACCCGCGCUCCUCAAACCCGCUUACCAGCAACCCGCGCUCCUCAAACUGCUUACAGCAACCGCGCUCUCAACCGCUUACCAGCAACCUGCGCUCCUCAAACCCGCCGCUUACCAGCAACCCGCGCUCCUCAAACCCGCUUACCAGCAACCCACGCUCCUCAAACCCGCCGCUUACCAGCAACCCGCGCUCCUCAAACCCGCCGCUUACCAGCAACCCGCGCUCCUCAAACCCGCCGCUUACCAGCAACCCGCGCUCCUCAAACCCGCCCCUUACCAGCAACCCGCGCUCCUCAAACCCGCCGCUUACCAGCAACCCGCGCUCCUCAAACCCGCUUACCAGCAACCCGCGCUCCUCAAACCCGCCGCUUACCAGCAACCCACGCUCCUCAAACCCGCUUACCAGCAACCCGCGCUCCUCAAACCCGCUUACCAGCAACCCGCGUUCCUCAAACCCGCCGCUUACCAGCUACCCAUCAGUACUGGUAAUUCAGUGCCUCCUGACAUACGUGAGGCCCUUCUAGACAUGUGA
Messenger RNA from Anguilla rostrata (American eel), 762 nucleotides. RefSeq lists its product as uncharacterized. Bases 1 to 762 code for a protein of 253 amino acids. The transcript is spliced from 3 exons. Lineage: Eukaryota; Metazoa; Chordata; Actinopteri; Anguilliformes; Anguillidae. The record is from RefSeq and is a predicted model, not a curated record.